AAAGUAUCCAUAAUUCUAGCUUAAAGUAGAGCAUGCUCUAGGUUUUUCAGCAGAAGACUUGCACACUUCGACCAUUUCUAAAAUAUUGCCAAAGUAGGCCAUCAGUAAUGUAUUCCCUACUAUUUGCCCUACUCAGGCCCUUGUAUAUCACCAAAAUGUACCUGGUUAACAUCUCCAACUUUUGCUCUUUAGCUAGUUUAGAGGUAUGAUUUAUUGUAUUGCGUUGGUUAUUGGGGUCAGUAUGACCGAGGUUUUUUGAGGAGAUCUUCUUAACUGAAGGUCAUGCGGUUCCCUGAGUAUUAUGAUGUACUAAAUUGGCAUUUCAAUUGUUGCCUUUGUGUGCGUGUCUGUGGGUAUGAUUUAAUUUCUUUAUACAUUGAGCACUUAUUAUUGAAAUUACUUCAGCUAUUGGAUUAUUAAGGGAGUGAGCCUUGGACGCCGACUUCUUUAAUGCAAAAUGUACCCAAUCAUAAUGUAGUCAAUAAAAAGCCAAGUGAUUUUUCAGCUGAGGAACUUGAGGAAGAGCUUUUUAAACUGUUCCUGACAACUAGGUUUCAGCCAAGCUACGCUAAGAGUGUGGCAGCUGAUAGCUGGUUGGCAUUAAUGGAUCGGCUUCUAAUUCUGCGGGAGUAUUGGAUUGAAGAGAAAGAUCACGUGAAGGCAAACAUACUUCAGUUGAUUGAUAUAUACUAUGAUGCUUUAGAUGCACCGAAAAAGGGUGGACGAAAGGCUGAAAUUUUUCAAGGCUCACCACCACCUGGCACCUGACUUUUGAUCUUUUUUAACUUCCAAGCUUGAUCUUACAGUAGAUUGCAUGUGGGUCAUGCAGCAAUCAGCAAAGACGAGAAAUGUAUUUAAAUAAGGG
Alnus glutinosa is the source of this 865-nucleotide messenger RNA. Its product is annotated as probable RNA-dependent RNA polymerase 5. Bases 451 to 768 code for a protein of 105 amino acids. Gene Ontology annotation, molecular function: RNA-directed RNA polymerase activity. The record is from RefSeq and is a predicted model, not a curated record. Gene Ontology annotation, cellular component: nuclear RNA-directed RNA polymerase complex. The transcript is spliced from 3 exons. Lineage: Eukaryota; Viridiplantae; Streptophyta; Magnoliopsida; Fagales; Betulaceae. Gene Ontology annotation, biological process: siRNA processing.